Protopterus annectens (West African lungfish) is the source of this 3768-nucleotide messenger RNA. RefSeq names its product solute carrier family 6 member 15 (gene SLC6A15). Gene Ontology annotation, molecular function: proline:sodium symporter activity. Gene Ontology annotation, cellular component: plasma membrane. Gene Ontology annotation, biological process: L-leucine transport; sodium ion transmembrane transport. Lineage: Eukaryota; Metazoa; Chordata; Ceratodontiformes; Protopteridae. The transcript has 17 exons. The coding region runs from base 514 to 2715 and encodes 733 amino acids. The record is from RefSeq and is a predicted model, not a curated record.
CUCGUGCCUGCCUAUACGUCAGCAUCACGGCUCGCACCAGCAUUAAGGUGCGGUUGAGCUGGGUUGCCUUCAGACGUAUUGUAGGCGGGCUGCAACACAUGCUGCCACUUUGUACUACUGUCUCAUCCCCUCGGAAUUACAACCUACAAUUAUCCACUGCAGUUACUUACUGGCCAGGUAAGUGUAUAAGGAGACAGCAGGUUGCCUGACCAGUUCUUUCAGGUUUUGGGAGAUUGCUAGCAAGAUAAUAAAUACAUCAGUUUGGAAUAAAGCCGGGAUCCACGUUGUGUGAGCCUAGCUGAUGCAACACAGAAAAGGUGCGGUGAAGUAAAUAUAAUGAACAAAUAAAGAAGCUGGCAUUUGAUUUUGACCUAACUUCAGAGAUAUCAUUUUUGAUUUUGUGUGUUUUUUUUCUGGAUUUGUGUUCAAGAAUCUGACCUGUUCCAGAGCAGACAGACCUAGACUUCCUAAAGUGAACAUUAUUGGACAAUUGAGAACUUGUAUUAACUUCAAAUGCCUAAGAACAGCAAGGCAAUAAAACGGGAGCUUGAUGAUGAGGUCACUGAAUCGGUUAAGGAUCUUCUUUCAAAUGAGGAUACAGGGGAUGAUUCCUUCAAGAAAAGCUCACUAACAGUUAACGAGGAUUCUCAAGUAGAAAAAGACAAGGACAUUGAAGAGGGAUCUGAUAUUGAAGAAGAACGACCUGCUUGGAAUAGCAAAGCUCAAUACAUCCUAGCACAAGUUGGGUUUUCUGUUGGGUUGGGAAAUGUUUGGAGAUUUCCAUACUUGUGUCAGAAAAAUGGAGGAGGUGCAUAUUUGGUGCCAUAUUUGGUCUUGCUGUUGAUAAUUGGCAUCCCACUGUUUUUUCUGGAGCUUUCAGUUGGACAGAGGAUCCGAAGAGGAAGCAUUGGAGUAUGGAAUUACAUCAGUCCAAAACUAGGAGGCAUUGGCUUUGCAAGUUGUAUUGUCUGCUUCUUUGUUGCCUUGUACUACAAUGUUAUCAUUAGCUGGAGCCUUUUCUACUUCUCUCAGUCCUUUCAACAUCCACUGCCAUGGGAUCAAUGCCCGCUGGUAAAGAAUGGCACCAGUACUUAUCUACAGCCUGAAUGCGAUAAAAGCUCACCUACCACCUACUACUGGUACAGAAAGGCUCUAAACAUUUCUGAUUCCAUUUCAGAAGGUGGUGGUCUGAACUGGAGAAUGGCUCUUUGUUUACUUUCUGCGUGGUUUAUGGUCUGUCUUGCCAUGAUAAAAGGCAUUCAGUCUUCAGGAAAAGUUACCUUCUUUAGCUCUCCAUUUCCUUUUGUAGUGCUUGUUUGCUUUUUGGUGAGAAAUGACCUUCUCAACCAGUGUAUUUCAGGCCUCAGACACAUGCAUACCCCCCAACUUGAAAUCAUGCUUGAACCCAAAGUUUGGAGAGAAGCAGCUACACAGGUCUUUUUUGCCCUUGGUCUUGGUUUUGGUGGAGUAAUUGCUUUCUCAAGCUACAACAAACGGGACAACAACUGCCAUUUUGAUGCAGUGUUGGUGUCUUUCAUCAACUUCUUCACAUCUGUGCUUGCAACCCUGGUAGUGUUUGCUGUCUUGGGUUUCAAAGCAAACAUACUGAAUGAAAAGUGUGUUGCAGUGAACUCAGAGAAGAUUUUGGGGAUGUUGAAUACAGGCAUCCUCAGCCAUGAUCUCGUUCCACAUCAUAUUCAUUUUCCAAGUAUCACAGCUGCUGAUUACCAUCAGAUGUAUGUCAUCAUAAAGGGAGUUAAGGAAGAGGACUUCACUGCUCUAAACCUAGAACCUUGUCAAAUAGAAGAUGAACUAAACAAGGCAGAACAAGGAACUGGGUUGGCUUUUAUUGCAUUUACUGAGGCAAUGACUCACUUUCCAGCAUCUCCUUUCUGGUCUGUCAUGUUUUUUCUAAUGCUGGUGAACCUUGGAUUGGGCAGCAUGUUUGGAACUAUAGAAGGAAUCAUCACACCUCUUGUCGAUACAUUCAAAAUACGCAAAGAGCUCCUGACUGUUGGAUGCUGUGUUACAGCUUUUGGCAUUGGCCUAAUCUUUGUACAGCGUUCAGGAAAUUAUUUUGUGACGAUGUUUGAUGACUAUUCUGCGACCUUGCCACUUUUGAUUAUUGUUGUUUUGGAGAACAUUGCUGUUGCGUGGAUUUAUGGGACAGAUAGAUUCAUGGAUGAUCUUAAAGAUAUGCUUGGCUUUACUCCAUACAAAUAUUACUACUUCAUGUGGAAGUUUAUUUCUCCAUUGGUUUUAACUGCUUUGCUUCUAGCCAGUGCUGUUCAGAUGGGGUUAAAUUCACCAGGAUAUAAUGCUUGGAAUGAAGAGCUGGCAAUUGAGAUGCCGGUGCGAUAUCCAUUCUGGGGACUGGUGGUCUGUUUUACUUUGAUGAUCCUUGCACUUCUUCCUGUCCCAGUGGUCUUAAUUAUCCGUUUCUUCAAUCUCAUCGAAGACGAGGAUGGCAGUUUGUCAGCUGUAUCUUACAAGAGGGGGAGAAUGAUAAAAGAAGAGAACAUACUGGAAGGAGAUGACACUAGUCUAUUUCAUGGUAAAAUACCUAGUGAGCUUUCUUCCCCCAAUCCCGGGAAGAACAUCUACAGGAAACAGUCUGGGUCACCAAUCCUUGAUGUGGAUACUGCUCCUAAUGGCCGAUAUGGAAUAGGGUACUUGAUGGCUGAUAUACCAGAUUCACCAGAGUCUGUCUUGUAGCCACUGAAUGGAAAAAUUGAAUGGAAAAAAUCUUUUUUUUCUGUGUAAAUAUAUAAAUCUAUACAGAAUAUUUCUGCACUUAAUCCUUAGAGAAACAGCUGAUAUAUCUGUAUAUGAUGUAGAUAAUCGCUUCUAUUUUAUUAUUGCUUGUAUGUUAUUGAUUGUGUUGUAUAAGACUAAAAACUCCCCUUGCAAAGAUUAAGCACUCAGCAGUAGCAACUUUCUGCAACAGUAAGAUUAUGUAAAUAGGUACUUAUUUCUGAAGAUGAAAUUGAGUCCAUUCAGACUGGAUUCCUUAAGAUAUUUCUUAACGUUUAACUUAAAAUUGAAGUGUAUAUUUUGUGUAUAUGCAUUAGAUGAUGCAGUAAGCAUCAGGAACCAGGACAGUCUUUAUUGACUGAAUUAUUUCAAGAUCUGUUUUUGAAGUUGUGUUUCUCAUAUUUCCUAAAUCUCUGUUAUGGUGUCAUGUUUGCCAGUUAUAGGUUAUAGGGUCAUGGACUGCACAAUGACAUUCUCGUGUGUACAGAAAAUGUCUCUGAAGAUUUUUUUUUUUUAAUAUUGUUUUUGGCCGUCAUCAGCUAGUCUCCCCUGGUGUUCUACUGACUCAUUUGUUUCCCAGUCUCUGUCCUACUGGCACAACACUCCUUUUUUCCAUAAAGUGGCUCUCCCUUUUGCAGGAUAAAUCAGCCUUUUAUUGAGCUAUCUUAUUCCUGGGCUGACAUGAUAAAGGUGAGAUCCAAGCAUCUAGAUGUGCACCAUCUACAGCUAGUAUGGUAUUUUCUUUUGGUCCAACUCCUUUGGCUGAAUUACAUGUUCAGACAUUCAAACAUGCUUUCUUCAUGUGCAACCAUGUUUCAGGGACAUCUUACUGUGCAAUCUGCAUGCAUUUUCCACCCAAAAGAAUUGCAUAGUCAGAGCUACCCCUGAUCUUCACUAGAGACUGUUCCAGAAUCUGACACAUUGCACACGCACUCAAUUCACUCCACAACAAGUACAAGUAUGACUCUGUCACUGUCCAUGUGGGUGUGAAUGACCUGAGACGUACCUCCCUGG